AUGUGCUACGGCAACGACCGAUUGCCCACGAGAGACGACCUCGUGGAGGCGGCGCCGCCGGAGAACGAAGACAGGGUGAUGGUGGUGGAGAAUCUGAGGGAUCGGCUGGCGGAGACGGAGGCGCGGCUGGAGCGAGCCAGGGCGCGGGAAGCUGAGCUGAGCUGCUGCCUCGAUGAGAUGAAAAAGUUUGUGCGCGUCAUGGAGAUCCUCGAAACCUACCUCCGCCGCCAGUACGCCGAACAGCAAGAUCGGCUCACGCGCCUAUACUCUUCUUCUUCUUCUUCUUCUUCCUCUUCGCGUUUGGUACCCUCAAAAUAGCUUGCGUUUUUGUUUUAUUUUUCUUUCUUUAUUAUGAAAAGAAUGUAGGGAUUAUAUAAUAGUGGUAUCUUCUCUGUAGUAUUCGUGCUAUACUGGCGCUGACUAUGACAAUGUGCAGAUGGCUAUGUAUAUUUCAGUUAUGCUGUUAAUGAUGUGAAUCUGUUUCA
Molecule: messenger RNA, 485 nt
Organism: Salvia miltiorrhiza (redroot sage)
Lineage: Eukaryota; Viridiplantae; Streptophyta; Magnoliopsida; Lamiales; Lamiaceae
Product: protein SKIP34
Exons: 1
Coding region: 1-318 (105 amino acids)
Source: RefSeq, a predicted model, not a curated record